Messenger RNA from Orbicella faveolata, 986 nucleotides. RefSeq lists its product as uncharacterized. Lineage: Eukaryota; Metazoa; Cnidaria; Anthozoa; Scleractinia; Merulinidae. The record is from RefSeq and is a predicted model, not a curated record.
UUGAUGUCCUAAUGAUGUUAAUUUAAAAUGGACAGGAAUGCUUACACUCUGGUGCUUCACGGGCAUGGAGAGAUGUUAUACUCUCGACUCCAGGAAGUUGUCACAGAAUAUCUGGUAGAAAAGGUAUGCCACGAUGUAUUGCUUUCACACCAUGACAACUUCCUGGACACACUGAAUACUGCCUGGAGUAGGUAUCAGGAAUCGAUGGAAUUUAUUAGAGAUAUCCUUAUGUACAUGGACAGAGUUUAUGUUCACCAAAAUGGUGUUCACGAUGUUCUCACGUUAGGAUCAAUUCUUUUUAGGGACUUGGUAAGUUUUUUUUGAAAUUAUUUUCCCGAUUGUUAUACAGUGGAACCUCGUCAAUCCGGUCACCAAUGGGCCGCAAAAAUCUGGCCGUAUUAAAGGGUUCUUUAAAUACGAAAAUGGCUGACCGAGCUUUUGUUCGGGCAAGAAUAAAGUAGCCGUAAUAACGAGGUGGCCGUACUAACGGGGUGGCCUUAAGGCGGGGUUCCAACCGUGGCAAUAAUUUGUGCCAAAUCACUCAUAUGCACUUUGAUUUCGUGACUCCUAAGGGCCUUAAAAUCACUUCAAACUAUGGGAAGAGAGUGGAGAAAAAAAAAGUUGGACAUUCCUUGUAAUUUGCAUAUCGUCUACUUUAUAUCGGCUCUGGCGAAAACACUGUUUUCAUAAAUCCAGACAUGUUUAUAUUUUGGUAACAAUCAAAUUGCCGUCAAAGUUUUAUGCGUUUGUCCUUGUAUUGAUUGCAUAUGAAAUCAUUGUUAUGGCUGCACGGGUUUGCCUCAUGAUCCACAGACUACUUAGUCAAUGUUAUAAUGAGAUUCACAGUCAAUAAGAGGACAUGCGCAUAGCUUUUCACAACAACAAAAAGCGAAAAUGGUCAGAAGUAAACUGGUGAAUCUUUUAGACAAGAGCUGCUGUUAAGUAAAAGUAUGAGAGAACCAGAAACAAGAUUUCCAUGAUUCUAU